Syngnathus acus (greater pipefish) is the source of this 2266-nucleotide messenger RNA. RefSeq names its product enkurin domain containing 1 (gene enkd1). Gene Ontology annotation, cellular component: cytoplasmic microtubule. The record is from RefSeq and is a predicted model, not a curated record. The transcript has 12 exons. NCBI's taxonomy places the organism in Eukaryota, Metazoa, Chordata, Actinopteri, Syngnathiformes, Syngnathidae. The coding region runs from base 657 to 1706 and encodes 349 amino acids.
GCUUGAAAGUAUUUUUCACAUGGUAGAAAAUUAGAUGAAAGUCUAUCAAUGAUUUGCAGCAAAUCCAAACAGGACAUGAUGUAAAAGUACUUACAACACCAUUCUGGGACUUGGUCUUCACAUCAAGUUUCAGAAUUCCAUAACCUGGUCACGUUGAGGAAGGAAUGAUGAGCACAUCAAAACUAGGCUGCAAAAAAAAAGAGCAGAUGGAGGAGCCUUCUUUUUUGGAACACACAUGGAUACGUCAUAAAUUGGACGCCGUCUGUUUCCAGGGAAUUGAAGGAUGACUGCAUGCAAUAAGAAGCCUCCUGGAAACGUGUGAUGCACUUAAGGCAUCAUGAUAAACUGUUCUCGAGCAAAUAUUUGCUUGCAAACAGUGUGAGUGUGCACAAAGGAAUAGGCAAGAGCCUGGCCAUCUGGAGGAGAGGCCUGCGCCCAUCAUGAAGGGCUCAAAGGUCAACAAGAUGCUGAUAAAUAAUGGAAAUGAGUGGCUCACAGUCACACACACACACAGCAAGAUGGUGAAAUCUUGGAUGCAAAGACACACCCUUUGUACAGUGAAGCCGUUGCCAUGGUGAUAAGACUAAUAUACGUCAUCAAGCUGCGUGGCUCACGUUAAUCCUGCGCUCGACAAUAACAUUGCGUACAGGUCUUCAAUGUGCGAGGGGCCAUCAUCAAUAUGUGGACCAAUCCCACCAGACCCAUCGCUAUUUCCCCACUACUACAAAAGACCUGCUUCAGCACUGGGUCGCUUAGAGGGAAACAAACAUGGUACAUCGACCCUGUUGCCGGGGCCUCUUGCUCCAGAUCCUGUUCUGCACCCUGACUACUACAACGGCUGUGCUUCUGCACGACGUCCACGCAUCAACGCCAACGCUUCCCACAUUCGGGAGCGAGGGCAGAGAGGCGUCAUAAGGGAACUCCUGAAAGUCGAAUGUUUUCCUACCACGGAGAUAACCAAACCAAAAACGCGGGAGUUAGACUUUCACAAAGACAACGUCCGGCGACUUCGGGAAAUCCAGAAACGUUGCAAAGUGGAAGCUGAGAGAGCUCGUUCCGUUCCGGUCAAAGCUCUGUGGACUUCAACUAAAUACCGCAAUGUCCAAUCCAAAUUCAUGGUUGAUUUACAGGUUACCAGUCCAGCUGUGAAACCAGAGUGUCAAAACUUUCUAAAGGGUCACUCCAAAAAUAAAGUACCACCAAGACCACAGUCCACCCCUCCUGCUGCGACCUUGCAUCACUCUCACACUGCCAAACAGGACAAGAAUUUGCAAGUGAAAGGCCAGAGCAUCGAUUUCAUCAAGUACAACGCACGGGCUGCAAGACAGACGAUGCAAAGGUCCCAGUCGCUGACAAACCUGCAGGACAAAACGGUGCCCAGCGCUAUCAAGGGCCAGGUGCCUCACUACAUAGAGGAGAGGAAGAAGCAGUGGCUUAAAGAGGAGGAGGAGGAGAGGAGGAAGAAACUUAUUCCACCUGUUCCUGUGGGUCACACCCUAAUGGCUGACAGCGAAAGGCAGCAAACUCUGAAGACACUGCAAGAGCGCCAUCACGCCCUGGUGACGGAGCUGCUGUUGCUUCCUCUCAAAGCAGACAAUCUGAGCGUUCGCUUGCGCCGCGCUCGUCUUGAUAAUAGACUUUCUGAGUUGGAGGAAGCCAUCAAAAUCUUUUCCAGAGAUAAAGUUUAUGUCAAAACAAAUUCCUAAUGCCUAAAGAGAACAUCCGCUUGUUGAUUUUGACUUGACUGUUAAAUUAUGCAACAUUACACUGGAUCAUGUAAGCUAUAGUAUAAUGAUAGGGUUUGAAAAGUGUAUCCUUUUUUUAAUCCUAAAAUGUGGCAAAUUAUGUCCGUCACAGAAGGACAAAAAUAUCCAUAUUGGUACUGGAUCUUAUGAUCUUGUUGAGAGUAAUGUGCUCUUCUCAUAUAUUUAAAGAUUGACUACUGCAAACAUUUGUGGUAAAUAUUGUAUAGCCAUUAAGUUCAUCUAAGACUAAUUAAAUUCUAACAAUACUGUUGCUAAACUUCUUUCUUUCAUUACCAUUUGUCUUAUGGGAAUAUUUAUUUGAUAAAGUGCUAGUUAUAGUAUUGUGGACUCGUAUGGUGGCCGAGCUCUUCCAAUCAUGAAAGGUUACAAAUUGGAAAAAAAAAAACUGUUUAAUUUCAAUUUGAAAUUUUCCUUUAUUUUCUACGAAGAUUUUUAUCAGCAAUGAACUGUUGUUCACUUUGUAUCAAAAGCACUAACAUAAUAAAGUGAAUUUUAAGUUA